Molecule: messenger RNA, 264 nt
Organism: Trichoderma virens Gv29-8
Lineage: Eukaryota; Fungi; Ascomycota; Sordariomycetes; Hypocreales; Hypocreaceae
Exons: 2
Source: RefSeq, a predicted model, not a curated record
CUCUUAUCUUCAUUUGCCACGCUGACUCUUGCAGCCAACUGCAAUCCUGGAUUGGAUUACUGUGGCUUCAAUUUGUUGGGGAUUGGAAACUAUCAGCCCCAAAUCAACGAUGCGCUUGAGAAGGCAUCUCUCGACCCAAGCAAUAAAGGUGUAUCAACUAACACACUCUUCCAUUGUGUUGGCGGAUACAAUGGCGACAUAGUGGUCAUCAAGUUCUGCACAAACAGGUGCAUAGAUGGCGGAUCCGGCAAAAGUGAUUUUUGC